GUAAACAGGAAGUGACGGUUUUAGGCUCUCGUGAACCGGAAGUGAAUUUUAUUUUGGGUUCCACAGUGUAAUAAGCUGAUUACCGUAGAGAUGGCUGGAGACGCAGACGAUGAGAUACCGGAAACUGGAGCUGUAUUCACUUUCGGCAAGAGUAAAUUUGCAGACAAUGUUCCCAGCAAGUUCUGGUUGAAAAAUGACGUUCCUAUAAAGCUAGCCUGUGGAGAUGAACACACCUCACUAAUUACAGAGAACGGAAAACUCUUCAUGUUUGGCAGUAAUAACUGGGGACAGCUCGGCCUGGGCGAAAAGAUCAGCGUGAAUAAACCUACUUGUGUUAAAGCUUUGAAAUCCGAAAAAGUCAAGCUUGUUGCUUGCGGAAGAACUCACACUCUCGUUUACACGUCAUCCAGUAACCUAUACGCAGCAGGGGGGAAUAAUGAAGGCCAGCUCGGUCUUGGAGACUUUGUGGAUAGAACCUCAUUCCAGCUGGUGGAGUUCUUCACAAAACGAGGCCCAAUCAAGAUGCUCGCAGCGGGCUCCAACACGUCAGCUGCUAUUACACAGGACGGUAAGCUGUACGUCUGGGGUGAUAACUCCGAAGGGCAGAUUGGUUUGGGAAAGGAGGAAGGUACUUCCACUCCACGUGAACUUUAUGUGGGGAGACGGGUGACGUGGAUUUCCUGUGGUUACUACCACUCUGCUUUUGUUACAGAGGACGGGGCAUUAUUCACCUUUGGAGAGAGAGACGGUGGAAAGCUGGGUUUGAGCACCUCACAGGCGCCCAAUCACAGAGUGCCUCAGCAGGUGGAGGGCAUCUCUGACCCGGUGCUGCAGGUGGCAUGUGGGGGAGGCCACACACUCGCACUCACAGAGAAAAACCUCUAUUCUUUUGGCCUGGGACAGUUUGGUCAACUGGGUCAUGGCACCUUCACCUUUGAGUCCCGCUUACCAAAAGAGGUGGAACAUUUCCGGAAGGGAAGAGUAAAGCACAUAGCAUGUGGAGAAAAUCACAGCGCUGUUCUCACAGGAUGUGGCAGUAAACCAAGUGCUGGGAUUCAGGUUUUCGGGAGAUCAUUGGAGACACUAUGGUUUCUGUUGGCCUUUGGAACCUCUAUGAUGGGACCAAGGGCUGGCAGACAUCUUCAACAAUUCCAUCCUACUUUUUCUUGUCUUUGGGAGGGGAUUGGACACAUGGUGGGUCUGGGAAGACACUGGAAGGCUGAGUGCACAGAGACAGAGUGUGGACUUCUCUACACAUUCGGUGAUGGCCGUCAUGGGAAACUGGCCCUAGGAGAUGAGUACUUUGCCAAUCAAUUCAAACCAACACUAUGUCCACGAUUCCUCAAAAAUAACGUGCAGGCUGUUACUUGUGGCGGAUGUCACAUGGUAGUAUUGGCUAAACCUCGACUCAGAAGGUCAGAAGUUGUGAUCCUAGAGGAAAAUGAUGUGACUGAAGACCAUCUGGAGAAGCUGCUCCGGGAGGCGGAGUCUCGACACAGUCUGAACAGAAGUCUGUCAGCCCGAGACAGGCGCAGAGAGAGGGAGCGCUCUCCAGAGCAGUUUGGGAUGAUGUUCCGGACUCUUCCACCUCUUAGUUCAGGUCACCUUAAUGUGUCUCUACCUGCUUCUAGUCAGACGUUUCCUUCACAACUAAAGCAGAGAACCACAAAUGGUUUCCAGAGGAAUGGCCUUCUCAGCAGCACCGGCAAGGUCUCAGAAGAGCAUGAAGAAGAAGCGAAGACUCUUGUUGAAAACUACGAGGAUAAUGAAAGUGUGAAAAAUUUGGGAGAAACUGUGGAUUUAUUAAAUUUAACUCAUGUAAUGAAGAUGGAUCCAGCUGAGAAGACUAUUACUUUGUGUCCUGUGCAGAAGAUCUCCAACCGCAAGACCAUAGAGUUCAGUGACGAUGAGACAACAGGAGAGGAAGAGCAGACAGAAGAGGAGGACGAGGAAGAAGACGAGGAGGAGGAGGAGGAGGGGAACGAUGUGAAGGAGCAUUGUGAAAAUAAAGAAAACAAAGAGCUAGUGGAAAAAACUAAGCAGCAAGAGAGCAGUGUGAUCCCACCAACACCUCAGGAUGAUAUAGAAGAGGCGCCUGUACCUGAUGGACCAAACAAACAUUCUGAGGAAAAUGACACUUCUAGUCCACUUAUUAAGGAGAAGUUAAACCAAAAUGAGGCCAAACAGGACAAACCAAAGGGCUUAUUUGGAUCAAACAGCAAGAUCUCUCUUUUCAAGCGAAGGUCUUCCACCAAAAAGGAGAAAUCAGAAGCCCCAGUUGAGGAGAGCAGCCCUGCUGAGAAAGCUUCCAGCUCCGACAACGGAGAUACAGAACAUAACAGCAGGGUUAAAGCCUCUCACUCUCUGCCUCACCGAUCCCGCUCGGCCACCUGCAUUCUACUCUGAUCCCAUCCAAAACCAGCAGCUUCUAGACCUGCUUCUUUAGGAUGUUUCUCUGAGCCUAGUAUUAGAACAAAAAAGCCACAAAACCCAGAAGUGUUUGAGAACAUGGUCUAAGAACCAUGUUUUAUCUGGUAGACAGUAAAAGCUAAUCAUGACACAAUAUCUGGACAUCUGGAUUAAAAGAAACAGCCAUAAUGUGCCUUGUAUAUUAGACCUCGACACAAACGGUUACAAUUAUCUCACCAGAUAUGGGACAUUUUUCAAAGCACUAUGGAGGAACAUAAACAUUUUGGGAAUUCAUGACAGUUUUGUUGUGUGUUUUUUUUUUCUUGUCAGAUGAUUGCACUUUGUGAUAUUUUGUGCUUGAUUGUGGUGUUUGAUGUGUUGGAAAAAUACCUACAAAACAAUUAUAAAUUAAAAACUAGUACACAACUAUUUAUUUGUUAUUUAAAAGUAUUACUGCACCUUUUGCACUUUUGAUAUUUCACUGUCUUUGAUUUUUUUUCUUAUUCUUUCACAUAUUAUAAGAAAUGUAUGUAAAUAUAUGUAAGAAUUAAAAGGAAGUGAGUGAAUUUA
Molecule: messenger RNA, 2979 nt
Organism: Tachysurus fulvidraco (yellow catfish)
Lineage: Eukaryota; Metazoa; Chordata; Actinopteri; Siluriformes; Bagridae
Gene: rpgrb
Product: retinitis pigmentosa GTPase regulator b
Exons: 18
Coding region: 91-2406 (771 amino acids)
Source: RefSeq, a predicted model, not a curated record